CUCCCUUAAUCCUACAUUCUGGGUUACUGCACCGACGGGAUGCUCAACCGUGGGUAUGCCAUAAGCCUGGACAUCACCAUGGCUACCCAAACCCAAGAACCCGUCAAGAUAUAAAAGCACGUCUUCUCGCUACCGAACUGAUCAUCAUCAUCGAUCGACCACUCCCUCAUCGAGCAUCCCUUCGUUGUAUCUUCCACACGUCCAUCCCUUCCCAGGUCUGCAGUACCACCACCUCCCAACCGUCAAAAUGGUCAACUUCAACACUCUCUUCGUCGCGGCCUCCGCUGUCGCCGGUGCCUUCGCUGCUCCCACCACCACCGACCUCGCCAAGCGCGAUGAGCACACCCUCGCCGUCCGUGCCGGAACCCCCAGCUCCACUGGCUGGCACAACGGCUUCUACUACUCCUGGUGGACCGACGGUGGCUCCCAAGUGACCUACACCAACGGACCCGGCGGCCAGUACAGCAUCCAGUGGGGCUCUGGCGGCAACUUCGUCGGUGGUAAGGGAUGGAACCCCGGAAGCGCCCGCACCAUCAACUACUCGGGCCAGUACAACCCCAACGGCAACUCGUACCUGGCCGUCUACGGCUGGACCACCAACCCCUUGGUCGAGUACUACGUCGUCGAGAACUUCGGCACGUACAACCCCUCGACGGGUGCCCAGAACAAGGGCAGCCUCAACGUCGACGGCGGCAACUAUCAGCUCCUCCAGAGCACCCGCUACAAUGCCCCCUCCAUCGAGGGCACCCGGACCUUCAACCAGUACUGGUCCGUCCGCCAGAACAAGCGCACCGGUGGCUCCGUCAACAUGGGCGCUCACUUCAACGCUUGGGCCCAGGCUGGCAUGCGCCUUGGUACCCACAACUACCAGAUCGUCGCUACCGAGGGUUACUUCAGCUCCGGCAGCGCCACCAUCACCGUCUACGGCCCGUAG
Molecule: messenger RNA, 934 nt
Organism: Westerdykella ornata
Lineage: Eukaryota; Fungi; Ascomycota; Dothideomycetes; Pleosporales; Sporormiaceae
Product: endo-1,4-beta-xylanase I precursor
Exons: 2
Coding region: 248-934 (228 amino acids)
Biological process (GO): xylan catabolic process
Molecular function (GO): hydrolase activity, hydrolyzing O-glycosyl compounds
Source: RefSeq, a predicted model, not a curated record